Molecule: messenger RNA, 3001 nt
Organism: Pristis pectinata (smalltooth sawfish)
Lineage: Eukaryota; Metazoa; Chordata; Chondrichthyes; Rhinopristiformes; Pristidae
Product: homeobox protein Hox-D10-like
Biological process (GO): regulation of transcription by RNA polymerase II
Cellular component (GO): nucleus
Molecular function (GO): RNA polymerase II cis-regulatory region sequence-specific DNA binding; DNA-binding transcription factor activity, RNA polymerase II-specific
Source: RefSeq, a predicted model, not a curated record
AUGUCAGCUUACAAAGGACAUCCUCUGCUUUCUUCAAUGCUCUCCAAAAUGUCCUGUCCCAAUAGCUCUCCCGCUACUAACUCGUUUUUAGUAGAUUCCCUGAUUAGUGCUUGCAGAGGUGACAGCUUCUAUUCAAACAGCUCCCUAUACAUGCCAUCGAGCACGGAUAUGGGAACUUACGGAAUGCAGACCUGUGGACUGCUCCCGACCAUGACUAAACGAGGAGAGAUUACCCAUCAAAAUAUGAGCAUGAGCGUCCAUCCGUAUUUAUCUCAGGUAGACGGUUGGGCUGACCCUUCGAGACCAUGCCGAAUUGAGCAACCUGUUACUCCACAGAUGCCCACGUGUUCUUUUCCUACUAGCAUAAAGGAAGAAAGCACUUGCUGCAUGUAUAAUUCUGAUAAGCGGGCCAAACUCAAUCCUGCCGCAGUUCCCACCUACCCCAGGCUGGUGUCCGAAAGCUGUUCAAUUGAGAACCCUGAAAUUCCCAUCCCGGGAUAUUUCAGACUCUGUCAGGCUCACCCACUAGAGAAAAGUGUGGACUAUAAUCACGCUGGAGAGAUCAGUUCAAAUGUAGUGCCGCACUCAAGCCCUGGGUUCAUCAGUAAACUUCAGCUGCCCAACCAGUCUCCAGCGGAAACGAAAAUAAACGAGAAGCCAAACGCACAGGAAUCCAUUAAGGGAAUAUAUGUGGAAAGUCCUGAGCCAAAGCCGAGUUUACUGGAGGCCAGUGCAACCGCUAAAGAAGGCGAGUCUGGCUCGGAACAGUCGGACAAAGAGGCUGAAGAAGAGACCAAAACUCCGAUAAGCAACUGGCUAACAGCAAAUAGUGGAAGGAAAAAGAGAUGUCCUUAUACAAAACAUCAAACACUGGAAUUAGAGAAAGAAUUUUUAUUUAAUAUGUAUCUGACUCGUGAGCGCCGUCUAGAGAUAAGUAAGAGCGUGAAUCUGACCGACAGACAAGUGAAGAUCUGGUUUCAAAAUCGUAGAAUGAAGCUGAAGAAAAUGAGCAGAGAAAACCGAAUUCGAGAACUGACCACUAACUUGACCUUCUCGUGAGCGUGAAACACGGAUUCAAAGUGACCCAACGCAGUUGAUAAUGUAGUGGCUAACUGGGGAUUGUGGAAUAAGUCUGUUUAUCCACUCUGGGAUAUGAUCGAUAAUUCUGAUCUCAAUGUUUUAGCGUUAUGGUUGUCUGAAAGUACAAUAGCACGUUUGCCUUAGCAAGAAUAUUUUCUUUUAACAAUGUUCUAUUGAAUAUAAGGCUAAUAAUUUACUUUGCUUAGCAGGUAAAGCUUAAGUUAUUUGACAUGAUACGGUUUUCGUGCAAUUUGAGAAAAGUGUUCUGUUCAUCAGAACACGAUUUGAAGUGUUAAUUACCGUUACACUUAAACCAUGGUCCUAUAAAUACAAUGUUUAGGUCUAUAGACGAAACUCUUUUGGUCGGUUUCUGAAAAGUGCGAUGGAGUAGUAAUGUAAAUCUUCGUUUAUUUAUAUGCAUGUGCCUGUCCUAAAUUAUAUUUCAACUUCUUUAACCCCCCUUUUCAAGUAAGGGAAUCUUCGCUAAUAGCCAUAGGCAGAAUUGCUAAGUUAAUAGUGGGCAAUAUAAUCAAAAUGUUUUAUCUACGAUAAAUACUUCUUUGGUUUAAUAAAUUGAAUGUAAUAAUGCAAUUCGAAUACUAAUUCCAUCUCAUUUCCUAAAACACCAAAAAACAAAGCGCAGUUGUGUGUCAAGUGGCCAACAUAAAAUCCGCAGGGCAGUUUUCUCUAUUUAAAUUAAACCAAAGAGCAGGAUGAAACCGGAGAGUGUACCCCGUUUGAUAAAGGGCACAGAAUUUAUAAAUGUGCGCAUUUAUUUAUCAAAAUAUUUAUUUUUUCCUCCCGAAAUAUGUUUUCAAUAAAUACGGAUUUCUUAAUACUUAUUAGCAUAACCCCUCUACCAGAAUGUACGUUGGUAUUAUCUAAAUCGAUGUUUCGGAAAUGAAGUGCGAGAAGCCCUUUGCUACAGAAAUAUGUACAUAAUGUAUUAAUCCGUUUUUUUUAAUUAAGAAAAGGUUCACGGUUAGUUCUUUUAUUUGAGUUUGACUUCAGCCACGGUAUGGAAAGUAUUUUUCGUUGCGUUCCUAGUACUGAUAAACAUAUCUGGCUUAUCUAAGACUGGAUAGUUCGACAUUUUCAAUGUAAAUGGCAAUUCCUCUGUUCACGUUUUAUUAUCCAGUCAGAAAUAACCUGAGAAUAUUUGGUUGCAGUCAGAAUCAAAUAUUAUGAAAUAUUUUCGUUUCUUCUGACGAAUUACGGUUGUAUCCUGUGAUUAUUAUCCGCUGCAACUAAAAUAAUAAUUUUAGUGGCACGGUUAGACUCCUUGGUACUUCUAACGCAUGGUUUUAUGAUGAAAAUACAAUGACGAAAUAGAAUUUCUCAAAAGAUUUCAAAACAAAUCAAACUGUAAAUUCAAGUGGACAAAAGGGAACAGUGGGAUAAAGGUUUAGUUCGUUGCAUUCCUUUUGACAAAAAGGUCCAAUCCAAUCAAUAAAGCGCACAGUCUAUAUAAUUAAAACGUUUUUAGUUAAAAUGUUUUUAGUUUGAAAUCGAAAUUGCAAUAACUCUUCGAUAAAACGUGGGUGUCAUAAACAUUAUAAAAUUGUUAAAUUAAACAAAAUAGCGUUGCUGCAUGCAUUUAUUGCACUUGAGAACAAAACUGCGAAACAUUUAAAAUUGCAAUGUAUACAAGGGCAGCACUAAGACAUAGUACAAGAAUUGAAACCAAAUCAAACUCACCAAUCUGAUCAAUCGUGAACUGUGAAAGAAAAUAUUGUUUUUACAUAAUUUGAAUCAAAAUCUGAACAUUUACGGUGCUUGUUUAGAAUAACACUUAUUUCGACAUACACUCCCACUAAUGCUAAAUAUAUUAUUGUCACUCAGUUUGUUCUACAUGAGAGGACAAGAAAAAGUCUUUCCAAUUUGUUGUUUAAUGGCUGACUUUCUAUGUUCAAAUGGAGAA